Messenger RNA from Sceloporus undulatus (fence lizard), 8298 nucleotides. RefSeq names its product Rap guanine nucleotide exchange factor 5 (gene RAPGEF5). The transcript has 26 exons. The coding region runs from base 305 to 2917 and encodes 870 amino acids. Gene Ontology annotation, cellular component: plasma membrane. Gene Ontology annotation, molecular function: guanyl-nucleotide exchange factor activity. Gene Ontology annotation, biological process: positive regulation of GTPase activity; Ras protein signal transduction. The record is from RefSeq and is a predicted model, not a curated record. Lineage: Eukaryota; Metazoa; Chordata; Lepidosauria; Squamata; Phrynosomatidae.
GGAGAGAUGCCUGCUUCUUGCCUCCCUCUCUUGGGCCUGGCUUUUGGGCCAGCCCUCCUCACCUUCCCGCCCAAUUUUUAGCUCCCGAGGCAGGUCCCUCUUCCCUGGCCAAAGGAAGGAGGAGGAGGAGGAGGACGAGAAGGGGAAGCUCUGCCAGCCUGACAGCAGCCCCAGCCUUUGCUUGGAGGCUGCGCUUUGCAUAACAAGGGAAAGGUGUGGGAAGGGAAGGAGGGAGCCCAGAAGCUGAGCCCAGGAGGAGGAGGAGGAGGAGAGGAGGGCUCCAUCCCUCAGGCAUGCAGCCUCCAUGGCUGGGGGCGCCACCAAGAUGCAGCCGGACUCCUCUCUCCUGGGCCAGAGCCUCAGCCAGAGCCCCCAGGAGCAGCAGCAGCAGCAGCAGCAAAUGCAGCUGCGGCAGAAGCUGAGGGAGCUGCCUGCCUUGCUCCGGAGCGGACUCACGUUGCGGAGGAAAAACUCCAACGCUGGCAGCCGGAUUGUAUCUAGAAGGAUUUCGAAUCCGUAUCUGGAAAAUCCUCCCAGCAAGAUUUAUGGAGAUGGUGCAUCAUGUGCUGCAAGAGCUCUCAGAAAUGUUUUUGUUUUACAAGCUUCUGAUCUAGUGAAAGACAGGAUGUCUCUGAUGGGGCUUUGCAGGAGAAGCUGCAUUGGAUCUGAACUUGUAGAUUGGCUGUUAAAUCGAUGUCCUUUCAUUAAGACCAGAACUGCAGCAGUGGGUGUUUGGCAGCUCCUACUGAAUAUGGGAAUUGUGUUAUCAGUGGACAGACAGGUUUACUUUCAGGACAAGUAUGUUUUCUACCAAUUCUCAGCUGAUGAGUGUACAUACCUUUUGUGUGAAUAUGAGGGAGAAGAUGGAUGGAAAAAUGGUGUGAAACUUUUACUGCAGCUAGUGCCUGCUAUUCCACCCCGGAUUAAUACAUGUAAUUUGAAUAACAGAAAAAUAGAAGAUGCUGCUGAAACCAAUGCUGAAAUUCUUGCUCGCCUCACAGCUGCGGUACAGAGAGAAUUGGCUACUGUUCUUGCUUUGAAGGCAAGAAAAUCAGCAAUGAGUCAUAAUGAUGAAAACUGCAGUGAAGAAGCAGCUGGGCAGGAAGAUCAGAAGAAUGGCCAUGAUGCACAGGCAGGAGUUAUGUGCAAGCUUCAAGAACGAGAGGAUAUUGGGCACCUUGAACUUGUUCAGAAACUGGCAAGAGAAAACUGUCAUCUUCUACAUGCAGACAAAAAAGAACCAGAGAAGACGGACCGGCUGGAUGAUGAGGUGACUACUAUUCAAGUGAAGGAACUGGACCAAGAUGUUCUGGUGCUUAAGAAGGUGUCGUCACAUAGCCCAGCCCCCACAACAGGGAGUGUCGAGAAUGAUUGGAGAUAUGUGGUGGUGUCUGGGACUCCUGAGAAGAUUUUGGAACACCUCCUGAAUGACUUGCACCUGGAAGAAGUACAGGACAAAGAGACAGAUACUCUCCUGGAUGACUUCCUUCUCACAUACACAGUCUUCAUGACAACAGAUGACUUGUGUCAAGCUCUCUUGAGGCAUUAUUGUGCUAAGAACCAUCAAGGGAAGGAAGACAUGCUGGAUGUUCCCUGCAGAAAGCGGAAAGUCUUACAUUUGGUGUCUCAGUGGACUUUGCUCUACAAAGAUUGGCUACAUGAAGAUGAACAUUUAAAGCAGUUUCUAAAGACAAUAUACAGGAAUGUGUUAGAUGAUGUAUACGAAUAUCCUAUACUUGAGAAGGACCUAAAAGAAUUCCAGAAAUUACUUGGAAUGCACCGUCGUCACACUGUUGAUGAAUAUUCACCUCACAGAAAGCAUAAAGCCAUUUUACAUCAGUUCAGCCUAAAGGAGAACUGGCUUCAGAACAGAGGAACUGUGACUGAAACAGAGGAAGUUUUUUGUCGUAUAUAUAUAACAGAGCAUUCUUAUGUCAGCAUAAAAACUAAAGUAUCCACUUCAGCCCAGGAGAUCUUGAAAAUUGUAGCAGAAAAGCUCCAACAUUCACAGGAAGAUUUGGCUCUAGUGGCUCUUUCAUUCUCUGGAGAAAAACAUGAAUUACAACCAGUUGACCAUGCCAUCUCCAAAUCCCUUGAAUUGUCUGCUCGUAUAUUUGUGUUUCGAAAGGAUCUAACAGACACUCUGAACCCUUUUGCUGAAAAUGAUGAAACCCAGCAACGUCCAGUGAGGAUUCUGGGAAUUAAUACCUGGGACCUUGCUCUAGAAUUAACAAAUUUUGACUGGAAUCUUUUCAAUUUGGUUCAUGAGCAAGAGUUGAUAUACUUCACCUUCAGCAGGCAAGGCAGCGGGGAAAACACUGUGAAUCUUAGUCUUCUGCUUCAAAGAUGCAAUGAAGUUCAACUCUGGGUUGCCACAGAAAUAUUGCUCUGCAACCAGCUCUGUAAACGUGUGCAGCUGGUGAAAAAGUUCAUUAAAAUUGCUGCUCACUGCAAAGCCCAAAGAAAUCUGAAUUCAUUUUUUGCUAUUGUUAUGGGUCUCAACACUGCAUCGGUUAGCCGACUUUCUCAGACAUGGGAGAGAGUCCCUGGAAAGUUUAAGAAGCUCUUCACUGAACUUGAAAGUUUGACAGAUCCUUCUUUGAAUCACAAAGCCUAUAGGGAUACAUUCAAGAAAAUGAAGUCUCCAAAAAUUCCCUUCAUGCCUCUACUCCUUAAAGAUGUAACGUUUAUACAUGAAGGAAAUAAAACAUUUCUGGAUAACCUUGUUAACUUUGAAAAACUGCACAUGAUUGCAGACACAGUCCGAUCACUGAGGCACUGCAGGCGCAACCAAUUUGGAAAUGAAGUGCCCACAAAAGAGCAUCAGGAGCUGAAGCCCCAUGUCCACCACUUGCACAUCAUUGAUAGCCAGCAGACGUUAUUUGAGCUUUCUCACAGGAUAGAACCUCGUGUGUGAAUGCAGGCAGACUCACAUAACUGCAGCACUUUCAAUUAACUGAAUGUUUAUGCCAAGCAUGUUGCUUCCCUAGGAGAGACAUGAUUUACUGAGUUUUAUCAGUAGCUGAUGCCACAAUGUAAAUGUGAUUCAUGCAAAGCAAGAAGAGGAGCCGUUUGAAGCAGCCUUCCAGGAGGAAGAAAUGCCAAAUUCAUUCAACUGCAUUACAAGGAAGAAAAGAACAUCAUUCUCCACUUUCAGACACUUGACUUCCUUGGAAAUAUAUCUUGGUCCAAGUAGCUUUCAAUACAAAUUCUGCCAGUGUUAAAUUGAAAGAAAAUGCCAUACCGCUGUGAAGGGACAUUUCAAUAAGCAGCAAUGUGUGAGAAAGGUGCAGAUGAUUUUCUGUAUAGGUAUGUGCACCUCACUGUUUGUAAGGUGCCAAAAUUAUUGAUUGUUGCCAAAAAUAAUGGGAAGGGUGGAUGGGUUCUGAGCAGUCUUUCCUGGGCACAUAUGUAUCAGCCACUGCAAAACUGAAAUAUUGAAAAAGAUGAACUUUUAAGAGAUCAACUUACUAAUAGAACUGAAACAAAUAGUAAAGUUUUAGCCAAGCACCAGCCGAUAAUUUAUUUUAGCAUGCCUUACUCCUCAGAAUAUACUUUAUAGCAAACUUUUCAUGGUAUAGUUUGUGGUAAUAAGUGCAGUGCUUUUUUACUUGAUUAUGUAUUAUAUAAAACAGUGCUUUCAGCAUUUUUCAUAGGUAGUGCUUUUAAAAUUACAGAAUCAUCUUUUUUCCAUUCCUCUCAGUUAUUCUAAUUAAUUUCCACUUCACUUCACUGUGCUAGUAGCUUUAUCAGCAGUCACACUCUCAGCUGUCACAACAUGAUUCAGAAGUGAACAUUAUUAGAAAUAAAUGCAUUAGGUUUUGCUCCUUGGUUGCUAUAUGAUUAGGUAGCUACUGCAAUUACCUUUAAAUAACUGCCACUGUACCUCAGAGCAGUGGCUAACUAGACAGGCAAGGAUCUAUCAGAAGGCUAACAACAGAGGUGUAACAGUAAGAGGCAGAAGUAAUCUUUAGAUUAUGAUUUCACAGAAGAAAAAUGUCUGCAUCUUCAUAUUAGAGAGUGUUCAAGAAUAUUUAACCUAUGCCUUAUCACUUAGGGCAGUGGUCCCCAAACUGUGCCCUUUAAGAGAUUUUGGACUUCAGCUCCCAUAAGCCUCACCCAGGUUGGCCAAUAGUCUGGUACUCUGGGAGCUGAAGUCUAAAAUCCCUUAAAGAGCACAGUUUGAGGACCACUGCCUUAAGGGUAUGAAUAGAAUAAACCCUUGGAAUUAAUUUACUGUAAAACUCCCAUCGCAGUCACUUAAAAAAAUAACUUCUGUAUAAAACUGGAAUAUGAAGUUAACAUGAGAGUUACACAGCCACUAAAACUGAUUGUGGUAAUAUUUUACAGUAUUACAUUUUACAUGUUGACUCUAACCUGCUGUUUCAUUUUGAAAUACCAAAUAAGAUCUGAGCAAUUACCCAGGCACUUAGUUCAGACCUCGACCAUACUGUUUUUCAAGCUUCAUGGGACAUUCCUGCCAGUUCCUGUGCAGAAUUGAAGGAGAUAGUGUUCCUUUGCUGGAUGCAGUAGCUGUGGCCUUCCUUCUCCUUAACUGAAAGCUGGAUGUGGACUCCAGCAUACAAAAUAUGAAGUGUUCAGACUGGAAAAGAGAAAAUCCCUUUGAAACUAAAUUGGGACUACUUUCAAGGUAAAGUCUUGGGAAGAUCUUGGGAUCACUCCCAAAGUAAAGCCCUAGGAAUACUCAGUGUACAGUUUUUGUCUCUCUUCUCUCAUCAGGAGUCAGCUCAAGGAUUUUUGAAGAGUAACUGCUAGACUUUAAUCUGAUGAGAGAUAGGAUUUCAUUCUGUCAUGAAGAGUAGUCAGCAACUUUUUGAAAGAUGAAUGUUGCUCUUAACACUACAAUUUGAUACAACCUGGAAGGAGGGGCAUGUUGAGCACUUACAAUUUGAGCACUUACACGAGUUCUGUUUCAGCCAGCACAGUCUUUCUUGUUGGGAAAACAUGGUAAUUCCUAAAGCAAAAGUCCUUUGAGAUGCCUGGAAAAAAAAUUAAAUGCUUGCUUGUGUCAGAGGGUCAAUCCUGUGAUGUUAAAACAUGACUCAGAUGUGAAGAUUUCCAUCUAAAUCAUUUUGCUUUCUUAACAGUUAUUUUCAAUUUUAUAGAUCAAAGUAACAUUAAUGUUCCCUGAAACCAUGUAUGCAAGUUCCAUUUUAAUUGAGAAUGUCUUCAUUGCUAUGGCACUAGGUUUUGCACAGAAUGUUGUUAAAUAUGGUGCAAGGCAAUGUAUUUUGCUGUCAAAAUCUAUUUAUAUAUAGCUUUGUAUAUAUUCCUUUAUAGCAGCAAAAGGUGUUUAUUGCUUUGCAAGAGAGUAGAAGAUCUGAGUAACAACACACAUCAACUGAAGCAUUUGAACUGUCUUUCCCCUUCUUGUUUGUGGUUGUUAGGGAAUCAUCUUCAGGAACUUUUUUCUCCACAAACUCAUUCUAGGGGAUUAAGUCGUAUUAGAAGACGAUUUAAAUAGUAGUGUAUGAGGGUUUAGGGUUUUUUUUUCUUUUGGAUCAGUGCAGUGAAGAUUCUCUCUAAUAAACCUUGGCUUCACUAAUAUGAAAAUUGUGAAAAUACUGUACAGGCGUAAUGUAAAGACAACGUAUGUUUCAGAAAUGUAAUUUAUUGUACAUUCUAUAAUGGAUAUAUAUUGUUUCUCUGCACAGCUUUUAUUACCCAUUUAAAAAGGAGGAAACUGCUGAAAGAGUAAAUAUGUUCUAUCAUUUAGAUGGUUGUACAUAUUGGUAACAAGCAAGAUGAGCUAUUUCAGUAUUCAGUGGAGCUUUUUGUUUUAACUUCCUACAGCAACUUAGCUGAUGAGGCAAGAUACCUUUUAAUUGAAAGGUAGCACAUCUCUUCAGCAGUAGAAGGAUUAGAAAUUUUGGCUGUAUGCAUGAUUUCUGCUCAAACACAUAAAUAGGUUUCUUUUAAACCCAAACAAACCCUUAGCUUUUGCGAAUAACCCUUAUAAAAAUGAGCAAGAAAACCAGACCUUCAUAGAGUGGAACUAAAUAUUACAAAAGGAGGGACUGCAAGCAAGAUGUCUGUCUUGUGCAGAAUAAUAUUUGCAGGGGGGAUCAGGCCAGUGGCUUAACCUGUACAUUAUUGUGACCCAAUGUUAUGAACAUUUUUCUAGAAUGUAGGAUUUAAAUCUAAAAAUAAAAAAUAAACCCUUCUUAUACCUAUGGUUCUUCCCUGGAAAGUGUACCUAUUGUGUUAAAAAAAUUAGUAAUCUCCUACCUGGACUCAAAGACCAUACACUCAAUUAUGGGAAAAUAUGGACUGGGAGGUUGGUGAUGAACAGAUAUACAAAAACACCCCCCCAAAACAGGGAAACAUACGUAUUAAUUCUCACCUAUAAGUGCUCUCUCAUCAUGCAUGUACAUUAACUGGUACAUGUUUGAUGGUAAAAUGUAUAGUUUCUUCCACUAACUAGUGCACUAACUCCCUGUCCAUCCCAUAUGGCAAUAAUGUAAGUCAACUCUGGUUUUCUCGAUUAGUAGGUGUUCUGAAUUCUAUCAGAUAGACUAUUCAAUUAUUCCUGGAUCAUUUUCUAAUUCUUUCAAAAUUUGUACUAGCUUUUUUCUGUACUCCAGGCAGUUCUACCAAUUUUUCUCAGUUUUAAUGAAGCAAUGGAUAAUCUCAAAGAUAAUGCAGGAGCCACUUGGCCAGUACUUGGCCAAAGGUACUAGUCAAAGUUAAAUUGUGAGCCAAAUUAUAUUAUGAUGUUAGAAAUGGACUAGUGUUACAGCUUUGACGUAAUAAAUGCAAGAGAUUAUGAUGGUUGUCUGGCAUAUGGAUAAUAGAACUAUUCCAAGGAAAUAGAUAAAUGGCUGUGUGGUACCAACUGCAUCAGUUUUGAGAGAAAGAAGCAGCAGUGUGCCAUUUUUUACUUUUUUAAAAAUAAUGUUGAUAUGCAGGGCAGUGUUAAACUAUCAUAAAUAAGACCAUUACCAUUAGUUAUCAUCUUACUGCUAAACAACCAAAUAGUAGGACUUUUCCAGAAAUAGACUGUAUUUUGUUAAAGUGGGAAAGAUUCUCCAGGGUUGAGCUCAGGAAAACCUAACUUUGCAAGUCUGCAGCAGAAGCCAACUGUGUAUUGCACUGAUUGGCAGCUGCCUGUGUCUUUUGCAGCCCACUUCUCUCCAGUUCCUGGAACAGCCCUGUGACUUGUUUAAAUUGUGACUUUAAAACUCCACAACUUAUAUGCAAAAUGAAUGUUUAAAUGAAUUAAAGUGUGUGUAGGUUACAAAUAAAAUAAAAGGUGGACUGUCCUCUAAAAACAUGAUGGAAGAUUUAAGAUGAAUGACCAGACCAGCAUUUUGGUAGCUGGUAUGCACACCUUUCAUAUAUGUUGUCAAGCAAGGGACAUUGAAGUCUCACAGGUUUCAGAUAAGAAAUUUGAAUAUCUGCUUUACAUUCCCACUAAGAGCAAUGGAAUGUACAACUGCAAUCUUGUGUACUAUAAUCUAGGAACUAUUGAACAUAAUGGGUUCUGCUUCUGAAUAAACAUGCAUAAGAGUGCACUAUACAUUUGGCUGGAUUAAGCCUCCUGUUAAUUGACAUCUGCUAACCUUUAAUAGCUAUUAAGAGAUUCAGUGAUUAAAGUGGAGGAGAGGGAAAUAAACAACUUUGCAGCAGUACUUGUAUGUCUAGUCACUUUAUCAAUUUAACAUGUGCUGGGCCCUAGUGAGCAAAGAAAAAGGCAACACAUUCAAAAACAUACAAACAACCGUACAUAUAUCAAUAAAUAAAGUUGGGCUCUAAAAAUGCAAGCUAAGUGAGCUGUAAAUAUUAACCUUUUUAGCAGAGUUAAAUUACUAUUUAUUUCCAUACCGUAUUUAUUGUAUUAUUCUCCUUACACUGUUAGAUACUAAGGCACUGUCGACAAAUGGAGAAGGACGUUUCUCCUGUCCAUUCUGGUCUCCCUGGAGUGCCAUAAUGCUGUCAGCUUGUAUUAAUGGUAAUAGACUAGAUUGCCCAAGCCAAGGUUAUUUGCCUAACUUCUCAGGGACCACACUGCAUACUUACCCAUCAUUAGCUGAACUGGUAUGUACAAAAUGCUCUGAUUACCAGGAACAUGGUUGCCAAUGUAUUCCUUUAUAUAUGUCAUGCUUGUCAGCCUCUGUAUAUAUCAUUGUGUUGUAUAUUUAUGAAAGCUAGUAAGCAAUAAUUUAUACAGUAUGUCAAAAUGGCCAAGCAAUACAAAGACAAAACUUGUAAAAGCAAAUGUUAAUGUUGAAACUUUUUUUUUAAUAUUGCUUUUCAAAAUACAAACUGGAUUAAUGA